AUGACCAGUUAUGUGCCAGAAAGGGACAUCGCGAUAGACGAGUCUCUGAUUGGCUGGAAAGGGAGAUUGGGCUGGAAACAAUACAUACCUUCUAAACGAAAGAGGUUUGGCAUCAAACUAUUCGCUUUAUGUGAAACUUCUGGUUAUAUGUAUAAUUUUAUCCUCUAUACAGGUGCUGAUACGAUUUAUGAAGCACAGCAUUCUCAGGAACCAGUUACAUCAAGGAUAGUUUUAUCCCUUGUUGAUUCGCUACUUGACAAAGGGUAUCGAUUUUUUCUAGACAAUUACUACACAAGUGUUGACUUGGUUCACAAAUUAGUAAAACAAAGAACAGACUGUGUGGGAACAAUUCGAGCAAACAGAAAAGGUAUCCCUAAAGAUUUACAAGUGAAAUUAUCUAAAGGACAGUCUGUUGCUAGAUACAAUAGAAAAAUUAUGAUACAAACAUGGCAUGACAAGAAGGAUGUGUUAAUGAUAACUACCCUUCACGAUAAAACUAUGGAAAAGGUCUUGACUAAAAAGGGUGAAAUUGAGAAACCCACUUGUGUACUAGAGUACAAUAAAAAAAUGGGCGGGGUGGAAUUAGCCGAUAAUUAUUUGCACUACUAUGGAACGGCAAGGAGUAGAGUAAAAAAAUACUACAUGAAAAUGUUCUGA
Molecule: messenger RNA, 657 nt
Organism: Acanthoscelides obtectus
Lineage: Eukaryota; Metazoa; Arthropoda; Insecta; Coleoptera; Chrysomelidae
Source: the annotation of a GenBank genome assembly